Messenger RNA from Ananas comosus (pineapple), 578 nucleotides. RefSeq names its product glycine-rich RNA-binding protein 4, mitochondrial-like. The transcript has 5 exons. Lineage: Eukaryota; Viridiplantae; Streptophyta; Magnoliopsida; Poales; Bromeliaceae. The record is from RefSeq and is a predicted model, not a curated record. Gene Ontology annotation, molecular function: RNA binding. Bases 47 to 367 code for a protein of 106 amino acids.
UAUUGCUAUUUGGCGAACGAGUAUUCUAGGGUUUUGGAACGGUGGGAUGUGGACCAUGGCAGCGGGGAGGGUUAGGAGCCAAGUUUCUCGAGGAUUUCUCAAUCGAAGGGAGUUUGGCUCGGAGAUAUUUGUUAGUAGGUUAUCAUUUUAUACAACGGAGGAGGAGUUCCGAAAAGCCUUUGCGCCAUUUGGAACCAUUGAAGAAGCGAGGCUAAUUAGAGAUGCAAGAACCCAAAGACCGAAAGGGUAUGGCUUUGUUCUGUAUGCAUCUGAAGCUGAAGCGCAGAAGGCAAUAAAGGCCAUGGAUGGAAGGGUGAUUGGUGGAAGGCUAAUUUUUGUCGAAGCUGCAAAGCCAAAAUCUGAGUGAGUGCCUCGUGGAGCUGAGAAUGUCUGUGAGGUUCUUAAAGAGGCAGAACAUGACUGCAAUUGUUUGUUUGGAGAUCCCCAUCCUUCAGUCAAGAUGAGAAUGUUUGUUUGAUGGUCAUAUUAGUACUCGUAAGCUUUAAAUCAAAUGAUGAAUGGAUGGUGCAGUCCAUUGACAAAUCAAUGAAAAGCCAUCGCGGCAAUUAAUUGGUUCC